Molecule: messenger RNA, 6301 nt
Organism: Coregonus clupeaformis (lake whitefish)
Lineage: Eukaryota; Metazoa; Chordata; Actinopteri; Salmoniformes; Salmonidae
Gene: per1b
Product: period circadian clock 1b
Exons: 12
Coding region: 572-4894 (1440 amino acids)
Biological process (GO): circadian regulation of gene expression; negative regulation of transcription by RNA polymerase II; entrainment of circadian clock by photoperiod
Cellular component (GO): cytoplasm; nucleus
Molecular function (GO): transcription corepressor binding; transcription cis-regulatory region binding
Source: RefSeq, a predicted model, not a curated record
CGUAACUGGGCAGGGUUGUUGUUAACUGGGAGCCAAUGUGUUUGUUCGAUUAAAAUCACCUUGGUAAAGAUACACGGGCACGUGUACCAAUGCGUGUAGACGGAGUGAUAUGGAGAAGCGAAAUGUGUGCCAUACAAUAGAACUAAAACAAGCAGGAGAGUGAAGUCUUGUAGCUUUAGCUACAAGUCCAUAACUAGUUAGCGACCUACCUUUUGAAUUAACACACUUUUUGACUACUUUACACCUUCGAAAGGACUAUUCAAGAACGGUAUCGACACAAGAUAAAGGUGGCCUGUAGCACCAAGAGCAACAAGCAACACUGCACAGAGAAGGCGAGCACAUCAACAGUUUUGAAACCUAAACCCCUUUUAAAGGAGGUUUUUUUUUGUGUUUUCAGGAGAAACAAUGCUUUCUCUCCUUAGUGUUUAAUCAACCAAUCAACCAGCCAUGAGUCACAACUGCAGUCACACUAGUCCCACCUAAUCAACUGGAAAAUAGACUUUUCAAUAAUUAACACUUGGUGAGAGCGCUUUAUCUCAACUAAACCUAACCAGCCUCGUCCUAACCUAUUAUGAGUUAUGACAAAUCAAACUCCGCCCCUGGCAAUGACACUCAAGAACGAGUGGGAAGUGCCAAUGAAGAAGAAGAAGAAAAGGGGGUGGGAACAGGAGUGAGCUUCCCGGGCAGCAACAACAGUGGCAGCCAAUUGGAAACAUCGGACUUAGCCAAUCGGGAGCGAGGAUCCUCUCCAUGUGGAUCCGGCGCCGGCGGCUCGUCCGGGGGGGACCAAAGGGGUCCCACCUCAGACGACGGGGACGCUCUAUCCAGUGUGAACGACUCCGGGGAGAGGGAGUCGAGCGAAGGAGGGAGGCAGAGUGGCAGUGGGUUCAGGGGACGUCAAUCCAGGAGUUCCCACUGUUCCUCCAGCCAGAAGGACUCAGGCAUGAUGCUGGAGAACACGGAGAGCAAUAAGAGCUCUAACUCCCAGUCCCAGAGCCCUUCUCCACCCAGCAGUUCCCUGGCCUACAGCCUGCUGUCAGCCAGCUCAGAGCAGGACCCUCCCUCCACCUCUGGCUGCAGCAGCAAUGAGCAGCACCAGACGGCCCGCAUCCAGACCCAAAAGGAGAUGCUGAAAGCCCUCAAGGAGCUUAAGAUCCGCCUGCCUGCAGAGCGCAAGGGCAAAGGUUGCUCCAGCACCCUAGACGCCCUCAAGUACGCCCUGAACUGUGUGAAGCAGGUUCGGGCCAACCAGGAGUACUACCACCAGUGGGGCGUGGAGGAGUGCCACGGCUGCAGCCUGGAUCUGUCCUCAUACACAAUUGAGGAACUGGACAACAUCACCUCUGAAUACACCCUCAAAAACACAGACACCUUCUCCAUGGCGGUGUCCUUCGUGACGGGCAAGGUGGUGUACAUCUCCCCCCAGGGCUCGUCCAUGCUGCGCUGCAAGCCCGAGCGGCUCCUGGGGGCCAUCUUCUCUGAGCUGCUGGCUCCCCAGGAUGUCAGCACCUUCUACAGCAGUACGGCGCCCUCACGCCUGCCCCCCUGGGCCACCUGCAUGGGCUCUGUCUCCCCACCGACAGACUGCACCCAGGAGAAGUCCAUUUUCUGUCGCAUCAGCGCCGACCGGGCGCAGGGAGACGAGAUGAAAUACCAGCCCUUCCGCAUGACCCCCUACCAGCUAACCCUGAGGGAUUUUGACACCUCAGCUCCCCAGCCCUGCUGCCUGCUCCUCACCGAGCGGGUACACUCUGGAUACGAAGCUCCCCGUAUCCCUGCCGACAAGAGGAUCUUCACCACCAGUCACACCCCCAGCUGUCUAUUCCAGGAAGUGGAUGAAAGGGCCGUGCCAUUGUUGGGCUACCUGCCCCAGGACCUGGUGGGAACCCCCGUGCUUCUCUACCUCCACCCUGAGGACAGACCUAUCAUGGUGGCCAUACACAAGAAGAUCCUCCAAUUUGCAGGGCAGCCCUUCAACAGCUCUCCCCUGAGGAUGUGUUCCCGCAGCGGGGAGUACUUGACCAUCGACACCAGUUGGUCCUCCUUCGUCAACCCCUGGAGCAGGAAGGUGGCCUUCAUCGUAGGGCGCCACAAAGUCCGAACCAGCCCCCUGAACGAGGACGUGUUCACCCCUCUGCGGAGCUGCGAGGGCCGGCCCAUGGCCCCGGAGAUCGUGCAGCUGAGCGAGCAGAUCCACCGUCUCCUGGUGCAGCCGGUGCACAGCGGUGGGUCGCAGGGCUACAGCAGCCUGGGCUCAAAUGGAUCCCGCUCCCACGAGCAGCAGCACCUCAGCGCCGCAUCCUCAGUCUCCGACAGCAAGUCCACCAACGCCAUGGAGGCCAUGGAAGCAGCCGUGAUUGCCCUGCACAAACCGAUGACGUUCCAGCAGAUCUGUAAGGACGUGCACAUGGUCAAGACCAGUGGGCAGCAGGUCUUCGUCGACUCCUGCAACCGCACCCCACCCUGGCGACACGCCGUCACCACGCUCCGAGCCAUCAAAGGAGUGGACCCCAUCAAGAGUCCUGUCCCCAAGGUGGUGUGCCCACCCAAAACCCCAGUGCCCAACAACCAGCAGCUGUUAAAGAAGGAGCCCCCCAGUGACUACAGCUACCAACAGAUCAACUGUCUUGACAGCAUCAUAAGGUACUUGGACGGCUGCAAUGUUCCCAACACUGUGAAGAGGAAGUUUGGCUCGUCCUCUGGCACGUCAACAUCUGACAAUGACAAACUGCAGCACGAAACUUUUGGCAAUGCAAAAGGUGAUCUAGCUAUUGCAGUCACCCUGGUGGGGGACUCGGCGGGGGUGGCGCCCCUGCCCCCCCUGGCCUUGCACAGCCACAAGGCCGAGAGCGUAGCUUCAGUCACCUCGCAAUGCAGCUUCAGCAGUACCAUCGUCCACGUGGGAGACAAGAAGCCCCCAGAGUCAGAUAUUGUAAUGGAAGACGCUCCUCCCAUUCCUACACUAGCCACUCCGACCCCCAUCGCCGUCAUCGACCCUCCUCCUCCCCCGCCCAGAAUGACCUCACCACCCAGCCGAAGAGGUGGCCUGACCAAGGGCCUGACCAAGGAGGUGCUCUCUGCCCACACGCAGCAGGAGGAGCAGGCCUUCCUCUGUCGCUUCAGUGACCUGAGCCAGCUAAGGGUGUUCGACCCAGCCUCAGCCCUCCGAUGCCCGCUCCCCACUAACGACCCCCUCGCCACAGGAGCACGUUGUUCUCGUGACUACCCUGCAGCGGGAGGUAGUCGUAGACGCGGCCGCGGAGCCAAGAGACUGAAGCAGCAAGAGUCCUCAGAACAGAGAGACCCUCUGGCUAUGGGCAUGACCGUAACUCUCAGGGGCCCCAACGUCAGCCCUAUAAACUCACCCCCCAUCUCUACCUACCCCCUGCCCCUGGGGCCCACCACCACCACCUCCUCCUCCUGGCCAGCCUCUGUGGGAUCCCAGGCCAGCCUGGCCUCCAUUCCCUACCCCCCAGGGAUGCUUCCCAUCUACCCUACUCUCUCCCAGCCCAUGGGCAUCCCCUCCAUGCAGAACCAGAUGGUACCUCCCAUGAUGGCCCUGGUGCUGCCCAACUACAUGUUCCCCCAGCUUAACCCCAACAUGACCCAGAUGGCCACAGCCAUGGGCACACCUAUGGACACAGCGAGGAACAUGAUGGGAAGCCCCAUGUCCCAGCCAGGAGCCACCAUGGUUACCCCCAGCCCACAGCACUUCUUCAACCCCAACGCAGGUUUCCCCUUCCCCGGUACCAACGGGAUGCCAUGCCCCAUGCCAACUAUGCCCUCGCUCAUGCAAACCGCCAUGCCCAUCCAGGCCCAACGGCCAGCCUCUGGCUCCAGCACCCCCCAGUCGUGUAGUCAAGUACCGGCUGAACGUGAGGGCCCAGAGUCGCCCCUAUUCCACUCUCGCUGCUCCUCCCCCCUCAACCUGCUGCAGCUGGUGGAGGAGUUGCCCAGCAACCGGCUGGAGGUCGCCACGGCGCUGGCUGCUGCUGCGCAACAGGCCACGCCACCCGCACAAGCGAGUCAUGAGAGAUCGGCAGAUAACUCCAACGAGAAUGCCAAUGAUUCCAACCAGGAUGUAGAGUCCACCUCCAGUGACCUACUGGACCUGCUCCUGCAGGAGGACUCUCGCUCAGGCACCGGCUCAGCCGCUUCUGGCUCCGGGUUCUCUGGAUCAGGGUCUUCAGGAUCUGGGUCCUCGGGCUCCAACGGCUGCAGCUCCUCAGGGAGUGGAACUAGUCGCAGUCAGAGCAGCCAUACCAGCAAGUACUUUGGCAGCAUUGACUCGUCAGAGAACGACCACUCCGGCAAGCAGCCAGCAGGUGGCAGUGCAGCAGGGGAAGACGGAGAGGAACAGUUCAUCAAGUGUGUCCUGCAGGACCCCAUCUGGCUCCUCAUGGCCAACACGGAUGACAAGGUGAUGAUGACCUACCAGCUACCCACCAAGGACAGGGAGACUGUGCUGCGGGAGGACCGCGAGGCCCUGCGGGCCAUGCACAAACACCAGCCCCGCUUCACUGAGGAACAGAAGAGAGACCUGAGCCAGGUCCACCCCUGGAUACGCACCGGUCGCCUGCCCCGCGCCUUAAACAUCUCAGCAUGUAUGGAGUGCAAGUCUCCCCCCACUAUCGUACCCGCUGCUCCGUUUGACGUGGAGAUCCACGAGAUGGAGCUGUGCAGCGUGCUGGAGACUACAGAAAAGGCCUCCACUGCUACUCAGGAGAAAGCUCCCUUACCCAUAACCGCCAUGGACCAGGGAGGUCAGGAGCAUGUGGCGCACGCCAAAACACAAGGCAACGACCAGGAAAUGACAACAGAGGAGCAGGAAGUGACCUCGCUGACGGAGGAGGAGAAGGCGAGCGCCGCUGCAGAAACUGACAUGACCCACUGAAGGGUUGAGAUGGAUCAAGAAUACUAAGUCAUUGUGACUUUUCCUUCCACCUGACAGACACUAUUUUAAGAGAUGCACAUUCCAGGCCCAAAUGUCGAAUACUAACCUGAGAGACUCAAGACAUUUGUGGGUAAUCGAAGUGCAUUCUUUUCAUAUUAGCUGGGACUAUUGCCAUGUCAGUGUCCCUAUUGGCUGGCGGUCAGAUCAAUCGGGAUUCUGGGUCCAAUCAGUCACUUCGCUUUGUGUAUUCCUUCACCAGUAUGAAAAAGUUGUUGUGACCGAGGCAGUCGUCAUGGAAGAAAAGCCUUGAAAGCAUAGGGUACACGGCACACUCAGUCUGAAUGAGUGUGGGAUUGUAUUGUACACCUCUAUAUAUUUUUUAUUGUGUAUUUAUUGAACAUUUUAUAUAAUGAGGAACACAAGUUGAAGAUGGAGAGGUGUGGAGGGACAUGUGAAUGUGUUACAAAAUAGCCACUUUAUUUAAGAUAGAAUGGUUUCUCCUGUACAGUUCAUUCCUGUUGGGCAAAUUCAUUUCGCGGGGGGGGGUUAGCUGCUAGGAGACCCCCUGGGUAUUUUUCUCUGUUGGAAUGUUUUCCCUGAUAACCUGGGAUUGCUGUACAUUUGUUGUUUUCUGCAUUGUUUUCUAAUACUUUUUUUUCACAAAAAAACAAAUGCCUGUUAAGAGUCGGUCAUUAAGACCAUAUUUACACGAGCGGGUUUACAUUAUUUUGUUAGCAGUAUGUAUAUAUUUUAUAUCACAAAAUUAUGUCCGAAAGGAAAUUGAAAUUGUUUGUGUUUGGUCAAAAACAAACAUUUUGAAAAUCUAAGUACCCUCUGAUCUCAUGGGAGUAGACAUGGGUGUUUCUGUGGUAACACAAUCCAAUGCACUGUCACUCUGGACAACGGAGUGAUGGUUGAACUUCUGGGACAGCAAGUGGCAAUCGUCAGGGGUGACCGCUGUCGCCGUUCCUGAUUGGCUGGGCAUUAUGGUCACCCUGCAGCGAAACGGUCCAUGAAACUUUGCUGCAGACAACUUAUUUCGGAAAACAGGUCAGGAUGCUGAACAAUGUCAACUUCCAGCCUCCAUAGCAACAAAGAUAACAUACUUUUGAUUUGAGGCAUCCAUCACAAGGCCCUGAAUACUGAAAGCCAGAUUGUCUGGUUAUGGAUGGUACGGGCCGAUGGCAAUGCUCUGAUUUGGUUAAAAGGAGUUUGGGCAACAUUGGAGACAUUUCAGAACAUUAAGUGCAGAGUUUUUAGAGAAUCUCUUUGUCUCUCUCCCUCCCUCUUCUGUUUGGAACUGUCCUAGUAAUGUGAUAUUCAGCUUCAUUGUGUCUGUGGUCUACAACCGUUUCCAAAUUAUUUUUGUGAAUUUGUAUAAAAAAUUAUAAAUAUAAUGAAAUGAUA